UUUUAUUUAUGCAUAAGUACAUUUUACAUUUUCUUAAAUCCCUGCAUAUCCUUUCAAGAUUUUUUUUGUAAAAAACAUGGUACUUAUCUGCUGGUGAAUUCGUUGUGUCCUUUUUUUACCAAAAUUUAACAUAUUCCUUUUGUCUUGCUGAAAAAACUAAGUUCAUGAACUAGUGCAACAGUCAAAGUGUUGAUGGUUUUGAAAGUCCAAAAAUAAUUUAGCAGAGAGACAGCUGCAAGCCAAACAGGCUGAUUGUGAAAAAAAUAUUUUUCAAAUAACACUUGACGUAAGUAGAUAUGGAUACAACAUUAGCCCAUAGCAAAACUGAUGAAUCAGAAUUGAUGAGUGUUCGUCAAAAAAUUACAGAAAUACUGGAGCAUAAAAUUAUUCUAGGAAAAUAUACUGACAAACGUUAUGUAGAAUCGCUUGGAGUGUACAGGGACGUCAUUGUUAUCGAAUCACCCAACGAUGUUGAUAAACUGUUUGAAAUAAAAAAGUUAUUGGAACAAUUUAUGGUUAAUAGAUGGAUUGGUAUUACAAAAGACCCUCAAAACAUAAGUUCCCAAAGCUGCCUCUUAUGGACCCAUCUGAAAGAGGUACCGGUUGGUAAACAUUGGUUCCACUUAAGUGGAAUAACUAUUGAGACAAAAGAAAUUCUGGUAGAAGUAAAGCAUGUUGAGCCAUUUCGUAUUCCUGAUAGGAGUUUUAAUAUCAGUGACACAGAUUUUCCUUCCUUUGAUCCAAAAGAGAUUUUUACUUAUUCGAAUGUGUGCGAAGCAUUCAAAUUUACUGUAAUUUUAUUCAUGGCCCUUUUUACUUUUUUCAUCGAGGCCUUAAAAUAUUUAGCUGACCUCAGUAUAAGAUUUAGUUAUGUGAUGAUAAAUUUUGUUCAUGUUUCUACUCCAAUAUGUAUGGGCAUUUUUGAAUUUUUGACAAAAUGUGUGGCGGGUUUCUACUGGCUUAUAUAUGCAAUGAUCAAGGGCAGUGCUAAUAGUCCUGCAGUGCCAGCAGCUCUCAUGAGUAGUCAAAGGGCUAUAGGCUAUGGUUCAACUUUGAAGCAACACUACGCAAAUUUCAGGCCAAACUCGCAUCAGGAUCAAUUUAGGUACCAAAGAAGAUAGUGCAUUUCACUUUUAAUAAUUAAAUACGUCAAUCAUUUUCGAAAAUAUAUAUCGUGUAUAUAAUUACUAAAUCGUUGUCAAGUAUUAAAAAAUUGAAAGCUUUAAACAUUUUGCG
Messenger RNA from Copidosoma floridanum, 1236 nucleotides. RefSeq lists its product as uncharacterized. Lineage: Eukaryota; Metazoa; Arthropoda; Insecta; Hymenoptera; Encyrtidae. The record is from RefSeq and is a predicted model, not a curated record.